Messenger RNA from Tetrapisispora phaffii CBS 4417, 2439 nucleotides. It is a transcript of the gene GLN3, whose product is annotated as nitrogen-responsive transcriptional regulator GLN3. Gene Ontology annotation, molecular function: DNA-binding transcription factor activity, RNA polymerase II-specific; RNA polymerase II cis-regulatory region sequence-specific DNA binding; zinc ion binding. Gene Ontology annotation, biological process: positive regulation of transcription by RNA polymerase II; negative regulation of transcription by RNA polymerase II. Bases 1 to 2439 code for a protein of 812 amino acids. The record is from RefSeq and is a predicted model, not a curated record. The transcript has a single exon. NCBI's taxonomy places the organism in Eukaryota, Fungi, Ascomycota, Saccharomycetes, Saccharomycetales, Saccharomycetaceae.
AUGAAUGACACUGAUGAAAAGCUAUUUAAACAAGGUGUAGUACCAGAAAAUGCUUCGCAAAACAAAAACAGCAAAAACAAUACCACUGCCGUCAACCAAAAUAAUAUAGGAUCCAAAAUGAGCACUGAACAGAAUUUCCCAGAAAGCGAUGAGGGUAUGGCAAAUGACCCCGCAAACAAUUUCUUUUCUACUUCAUUCGAUUCGAUGUUGGAGGUCUUACCUGACUCAAUGAAUUUGGAUGCCUUCUCCAAUUAUUACUAUGACUCCCCAGAUGUGAAUUUUAAAAAUAGCAUAAGUGAUGCCACUCUAAAUGGAAAUAUAACUAGUAAUAACACUGAUAUUGAUAUCACUUCAACUACAGAGUUCAUACCAAAUGCAGAUGCAGCCCCUUUAUCCGAAGAUGUCCUUUCGAAUGUUAAUGAAUUCAAUAAAAACAAUGUCAGUUCAGUUGUCCAACCAAUCGAUAUAGUCGACCAACAAAAUGGUGAAAUUGCACAAUUGUGGGAUUUUAAUAUCGAUGAAUUUAUGAUGACGCCGAAUGGCUCAAAUUCAGCAACAAUUAGUGCUCCAAAUAGUUUUAACUCAGAUAUGCAUUUAAGUCGCGGAAGCGCCCCUAACUCAUAUUUUAUACAGAACUUCACAAAUAAUGAUACGCUCUUCAAUAAUAACAAUUUAGAUAAUAAUGUUAGCUCACCAGCAAUGACAUCUUUUAUCCAUAAUCAAAAUGUUGGUCAAUCUUUCAAAAGAGAUAGUUUACCCACAUCAAACGCUAUUUCUACGAAAAGUAUUCCAAAUAGGAGAAGAUCGUCAUCUAAUUAUGGUAAAAGCUUAUAUUCAGAGGAAAUCGGUAUCCCACUAAGCUCGUUACCCACGUCAAAUUCGGUUAGGAAAAAUUCAGUUUUAAGACAAAUGUCAUCUUCGUCGUUAUCAAGUUAUAAAAGAGGGGCAAAUGCCUCAUCAAAUGACUUAGCGAAGAAGCCGCCAGUCCAGUGUGCAAAUUGUAAGACAUUUAAAACUCCAUUAUGGAGGAGAGAUGCACAAGGGAAUAUUCUAUGUAAUGCAUGUGGGUUGUUCCAAAAGUUGCAUGGGACAAUGAGACCACUUUCAUUAAAAUCAGAUGUUAUAAAAAGAAGAAAAGCCAAAAAAGGCACAAAAAAGCACCAGCAACAGUUAGAACAACAACAACAACAGCAAAAACAACAGCAACAGCAACAAGAUAGAAAGAAGGAGUUUGCUGAUAAUAGAUUGAAAAAUGAAAAGUCUACUGACAGAAGUACGAAACAAAUUGCAUCUGACAUCAAUAACAUUAACUCACAUCUAUUAUCCUACAAUAACCUAACGAAUACUAAUAUACAGAAAGAGUUUCAAACAGAAUUUCAAAAUAAUUUGUCUAAGUCAUAUACUGAUCAACCAGCCCUGCAGCAGCCACUACCAGGAAACCUAAGCAAUAGUACUUUAACAAAAGCGAUUUAUAAAUCAAGAACAAGUAGUAUUUCAUCAAAUUCAAGUAAAUCUUCCUCAAAAUCUGUAGUUCCGAUAUUGCCAAAGCCUUCACCUAUUCCGCAUACACAAUUUAAUCCAAAUAUAUAUUCGUCGACGAGUGCUAAUAGUAGUACUUCAUCUUCCCCAAGAGUUGUAACACCGAUAACAUCGGGAUCAAUAUUACAGGGCUCGCAAUCUGUGUUAUUCUCAAAUUCUUUAGGAAGAUCUGGCAUGUCAAUUCCAAGAAGAAGAUUUUCAAGAAACAAAUCUGCAUCUACUUUAGCUUUGAACCAACAAGUACAACAUAAUCAACAAAAUCAACAAACCAGUAGCCAAUCCCAAAAUGCAACGACUCCGGGGAGUUGGGGAGGUAAUUACGGAGGUCAAAUAAAUAGUGGAGCAUCACCAAAAAAUGUACCAUUGCAAAAUUCUACUUUUGGUGAAUACCCUCCUCAAGGGAAUGGCUUUUCAAUCUCAACUAGAAGUUCUUCAAGGAAACCACAAACAUCAUUAUUAUCACAACAGUUACAAAACUCAUCAUCUCAGAUGGCCUCUGGAGAAAAAUCAAUUUAUAGUUCAAACGAAUCAACAAAUUCUAUGUCAUUCCUGCAGUCAAACAAUAUCCAAAACAUCUCUAAUUCUCCUUCUUGGAAAUAUUCUACUGUCAGUGCGUCUCCUCAUACCAAUUAUUCAGAUUCAAUUCAACAACAAAGAGGUCUAAGGAAAGAAGAUUUAUACUCUAAGCAUAGUACUAAAAGUAGUGCAACAAACUUAAAAAGAUCAGAAGAUUCAUUCAGAGAGCAGUCACCAUCUUUUCAAACUACUUUCGGGAAUCCUCAAGGCCCUAGUGCAAUCACUUCUGUAACUGAUACAAAUGCUUCUGCCCAAACAGAAAAUCCGGUAAAAUUAACGAAUACUAUAACAGAUGAUUUGGACUGGUUGAAAUUUGGGUUAUGA